CUAAUAUACAUAAUAUUAAUAUUAAAGCUUAGAAUAUUUGAUGUACAUAUGUAUAAAUUUCAGGAAGAAUUAUUUAUAAAACGAAUUAAUGCGUCAAAAAAUCAUAAUUUCUUUAAUGCCAUUUUCAAAUUUGAUAUUGUGGAAAAUAUAAUCUCACGUUUACAAGACAAUAAUGGUCCUAACAUGAUUCAUUAUGGACUUUUCUCUUCCAGCUUGGCAGAUACUAUGAUAAAAUAUUCCUUGAAUCGAUUAAUUAUUACAUUUUCACAUACCAAGUGGAAAUCAAAUAUUUACGGUUCAACAAACUUUAUGUCUGACAUACCUUCUGGUAUAAGUGUGUUUGCGCAAUUUAGAUCUAAUGUAGAUAUCGAAACAGAAUGGGAAUCCUUGACAAAUUUAUUAUCAGGUAUGCUUUGCACAUCUAUAGGCACAUCAGCCCGUUAUUAUACAAUUGAUCCAAGCGAUUUUAUCAAUGAUUCUUCCGGCCAAAGUAUGAACAAAUGGGCUAUUAUACCUUUUGAAACAGUAUGUACAGAAAAUUUUGCUCCUUGGAAAAAAAUGUUACCUUGCAAAAAACAAGGUCUGAUUUAUCUUGUGAACGAGAUAGUUUGGUUCUCUAAGCAUUAUAUAGCUCUACGUAUAGACUUAACUUCUAAAAUAAAUCAAUUGUAUGAUGCAACUAUUUAUCAAAUAUCUUUCAACUCUACUCUUAAUUCAUUAACCACAGGAAUGGAUGUUCCUUCUUCUUUAUGUAUGAAAUACAAAUCAGAUAUCAAACAUUUGUUCUUACAUUUAUUUGGAAAAUUCUAUACUAAUGAUAAUUUUUGUUCCAUACCAUACAAUGCGUCCAUGUUACACUUUCUUAAUAUUGAUAAGAAUCAAAGUGAAAGUUCAAUUAAUAUUGCUGAUUUACUCAAUAUAUCUGAAAAUGGGAAAUUAAUUUUUUCUAAAUCAUCACAAUAUUUAUAUGAAAAUAUGUACAACAGUCAUAAAUAUCUUACAGGGUAUAGCCGACACAUGGCCACUCUAAAUGUAAUAAUAUCCAAAUUCACAUUUAACCAAGAUUUGACGAAUCUCAUAACAAUGAGUUAUUUGCAAAUAAUUCCUUUUUUCCUCAAAAUUUAUGUCUCUACUUUGAAAAUUCGUGCCAAACUGUCAAAUGGUACUAUUCAUGACUGUAAAGAUAUCAAGUUGACAUUAAAGAUGCCUAUAAAACAAAAAUCAAACAAUUAUCAACAAGAAGCCGCCUCUUUUUUACAAAUUUAUUUAUUUAAUAAACGACCUGGCAUAUUUGACCCACAAUGUUUUGAUUCAUUAAACGACAUAGAUAGAAUAACAAUUUCCAUGUCAAUUUUGUUUAAAUUAUUUGCGUGGCAUAAAUAUCCUCCAGAUAGUAAUCAUGGAUUUUAUAUCCCUGGGGGACUUUUGAAGUAUAAUUGUGAAAAUAAUAAAUCUGAUAAAAACGAAACGAGAGUUAUCGACAAAACUGUUUAUGAUGACGCAUUAUUAUUGUUGUUACCCACUCCAGAUUUUAGUAUGCCUUAUAACGUUUUAUGUAUAUCAUGCACCGUUUUAGCCCUCUCCUUCGGCACCAUAUUUAAUUAUUGUUCAAAAAUUUUUUUAAAAGGUGCAUUUGUAUAUGACCGAACAUCGUAGUGUGACAUUAUUUUACAACCAGUGAUUUAUGAAUUUAAAUUUUGUAUCAUAUUAUUUAUUAUAAUGAUAAAAAUAUUGGGCAGC
Molecule: messenger RNA, 1740 nt
Organism: Gordionus sp. m RMFG-2023
Lineage: Eukaryota; Metazoa; Nematomorpha; Gordioida; Chordodea; Parachordodidae
Product: GPI transamidase component PIG-T-like
Exons: 9
Coding region: 49-1656 (535 amino acids)
Biological process (GO): attachment of GPI anchor to protein
Cellular component (GO): GPI-anchor transamidase complex
Source: RefSeq, a predicted model, not a curated record